AGCGUGUCCUGCGCGCGCGGAGGAGAUAAACCCGCAGAAGAAGACGCGCUGCAGCUGUUCAUUAUAAGCGUGUGCGAGAGCGUCCACAGUAGUGUCCACUUGUUUUUCUGACAUCUAUUGAGUUUCCAGCGUGGAGUUGGAGCGGCUGCAGCGAUGUCCAAGCAGAGCACGUUCACCGCGGCUCUGGCCACUAUGUUAGGAGCCACCCUCGGCGGCCUGUUCCUGUGGCGCAGCAUCCGCACGCAGAAGAGAAAGGCCCUCAAGGGCCCCGCUUCAGCCGAGCCCGUGCAAGCCCAGCUCGAAGCAGACGCCCCGUCCUGCAGCCCGCGAGACCCGAGCCCCGAACCCGGAGCUCUGCGAGCGUGUUCGCUGCUGGAGGUGCCGCCCGUGAUCGUCAGCUCCCCGGAGGAGUGGGACGCGCUCUGGCCGGGCUUCCAGAAGGAGCUCUCCGUCCAUCCGGUUCUGGGACUUGACUGUGAAUGGGUAAAAAGCAUGCGCGUGUCCGUCAAAGGCAAGGCCUCUGCGGUUUCCCUGCUCCAGCUGGCCACCUUCUCCGGCCGCUGUGUGCUGGUCAGGCUGCUGGCGUUUCGUGACGCGCAGCUUCCUCUCCCCGGGGGCCUCGUCGGGGUGCUCUCUGACCCCCGCGUGCUGAAGGUCGGGGUGGGAUGUUACGAGGAUGGCAAGCGGCUGACUCACGAUCACGGCCUGGCUCUGAGUUGCACCGUGGAUCUGCGCUACCUGGCCCUCAGACAGAGGCAAGCGGUGCUGAAUAACGGCUUGAGUUUGAAGUCUCUGGCCGCGGAUCUGCUGAACGUCACGCUGGACAAGUCUCUGGAGCUGCGCUGCAGCGACUGGGAGGCGGAUGUGUUGAGCCAAGAGCAGAUGGCCUACGCAGCACAUGAUGCCCAGAUCUCGGUUGCCCUGUUCUUUCACCUGCUGGGGAUGGACACCGAGCCCCAGCUCCCCGCCGAGGGUGAAAGCACGUUCGUCCGGCUGGCUUCAUGCUGCCAGGGGCUGGUGGACGUUCCCUUCAGGGGGCGCUAUAACGGAGAGGGGGAAGAGGGGGAGAGGAGGAGGCGGAGCCGAAGGUCCACAGUGGAGAGUCCCGAGUCUGGAGACCAGCAAGUUCCAGACCCGCGGAGGAACAAGCGCAAACCGCUGGGAGUCGGAUACUCGGCCAGGAAAUCACCCCUUUAUGACAAUUGUUUCCUUCAUGCUCCCGACGGCCAGCCGCUCUGCACGUGUGACAAGAAGAAAGCAAAAUGGUACCUGGAGAAGGGUAUAGGAGAAUUGGUCAGCGAGGAUCCCUUCGUGGUCCGGCUGCUGUUUGAGCCGUCAGGCCGCCCGGACUCCCAGAAAGACUACUACCUCACAGCCAAAGAGAACGUGUGUGUGGUGUGUGGGAAAGCCGACUCUUACAUCAGGAAGAACAUCGUCCCACACGAGUACAGACGCCACUUCCCAGCUGAGAUGAAGGACCACAACUCGCACGACAUCCUGCUGCUGUGCACUUCCUGUCACGCGGCCUCGAACGUGCACGACGGGGUCCUGAAGCAGCGGCUGGCCGAGGAGCACUCUGCCCCGCAGGGCUGUGAGGAGGGCAUCCGGCUGCUGGAGGACGCAGACCGCCGCCGAGUGCGAUCGGCCGCCAGGGCUCUCCUCAGCGCCAGCGACGGCAUGCCCCAGUCCAGGAAGGAGGAGCUCCUGUCGGUCAUCCAGAGCUUCUUCUGCAACGGACAGCAGGAGGUCACGCAGGAGAUGCUUCAGAGAGCUGCCACGCUGGAAACCAGGAUCUUUAAUGAGAGCUACGUGCCGCACGGACUGAAGGUAGUUCAGGUUUAUGCUGAGCGCGGCCUGCGGGGUCUCAUAGACUUGGAGCGCUGCUGGCGACAACACUUUCUGACCAGCAUGCAGCCCCACCAUUUGCCCCCUCUCUGGUCCGUCAACCACAACCAUGACAAAUAUCUGCGCAAGUACGGGGAGGACCUGCAAAUCCUGCUCAACUGAGCUCCUCGCCACAAACAGAAAGAGACUUUGUGCAACAACUGCUGGAAUAGGAAGGUUUCCACUGUGUGCGCUACACCUUGGCGUCCUCGUCCUAUGUUGUUUGAGUGCGUACCAGAGACUGACUUGCCUUGGCUACAGGUAAGCACCGGUGUUGACUUCCAAAUGAGAAAAAAAAAGAAAACAAGACUAGACUGUGGCCCCAGUUUGACUGGGCCCUAAGGGACCAGAUGGAGAUUGGGUAAGAGACUCUUUGGGAAUCGAAAGCCACUGUGGUGAACAGCAGAUCGCUAAACUCAAGAACAGAAUGGUGGUAGGUAAAAUAACAAGCAAGCAUAACGUGCACACAUUUUAAUGUUUAACAUAUUGAAAAGCAUUCUCAUUUUCCCUGUGAAAGUAGAAUCUACUGUAUUUUAACCAGCCCAAACCUGCUCUUAAUUCUUAAUCAUGAAUUGAAUAAAAGAUUCAUAGCUUACCAUUCUUGCAGGUUUGAGGCCGUAUUAAAUGUUUGUGUUAAAUGAGUUGUCUUUUGAGACUAUACAAAUGGCUAUUUUUACUUAUUAUGGAGCUCUGUCACUUCUAUUUAAUUUCAGGCUGGAUUUUUUUUGUGGGUUUUGAGGAACUCUAUUUAUCUUUGAGUCUGGACCAAAUUGAACACUGCUUAGCACAUGGCUGUACAAUGAAUGAUCCUUCUUAGAGUCAGGACACCUCCAAAACGCACCAGCAUAACAUCUGGCGCUGUGUGUUUAUAUGCACCCCUGACUCGCUGAAGACAGGCUAAAAUGAUAGUGGAUGAAAUUCAUUCUCGCCCCGAUUACGAUUUUGGAGUGCUAGUUUGUGUUGUAUUUGCAGUUUCAGCCUGAGAGAUUCAGCUCCAUGCGAUGAAAACGAAUAUAAAUGGCCAAAUCAAGGACACCGAAGUCUGAGCCUAACAUAAUUUACCUUAAGAAACACGACAGCUUUCCUUUUUAUUUACAUUUGUCCAGAUGUAACCUAUUAUAAGCUUUUGUGUUUCCGUAAUGUCAAUAAAAAAAUUACAUUUCAUAUGUUAA
Messenger RNA from Puntigrus tetrazona (Sumatra barb), 3056 nucleotides. It is a transcript of the gene exd2, whose product is annotated as exonuclease 3'-5' domain containing 2. Gene Ontology annotation, molecular function: nucleic acid binding; 3'-5' exonuclease activity. The record is from RefSeq and is a predicted model, not a curated record. Gene Ontology annotation, biological process: nucleobase-containing compound metabolic process. Gene Ontology annotation, cellular component: cytoplasm; nucleus. Lineage: Eukaryota; Metazoa; Chordata; Actinopteri; Cypriniformes; Cyprinidae.